AUGUUGAAUGUUCCAAACGAAGAAAUCAUUCCAUUUGUCGAUUCGUAUCACGUUCACGAUCGCGUCAGGGACAGGCAAAUGACAGCUGAAAUCAAUAGUAAAUCGUCAGUGUAUCAAGAGGACGAUACGAUGACAGAGAGCCAAGAGAAUCUUGCCUUAGCUUACGUCAAUCGCAAUAUUGAGUCUACUUUAGCUGAGCGAAGAAUGCAGCAAAAGUUAACCGUUUCCAUACGGAAUAUCAGCAACAGAGAUUUGAUAGAAGAAGCUAAAGAUAAAGCAACUGAUUUAUCGUUUACUGAUGAGAAGGCAAGAGGAUUGCGUCGAAAUUCAAUUUCCUUGCCGAGUUUGAACAUAUACGAACAUGAAGCACUCCACCUGGAACAGCAAAUCAAUCCGAGAGUAGUCGCUGGAAAUUCUGAUACCAGUUUACUACAUGAAGGCAUAGUUUUGAUACCAAAAACAAAGUUUCCUCCCGUCAAUCAGAAACCGAUGCUGCAAUUCAACGACGAUAGCAGUAGCGAUGAAGAAAACCAACAGAGGGCAAAAAAUCUUUUCCGCACCAAACGACGUUCGUCGAUUGCUCCACUGCCAGCCUUACGAUUGAACGACAAGGAAAUGAUGUCGAACGAUUUCGACACACAUAGCGUGUUGAGUAAUCAAGCAUCAAUCACAAGCGUUAAUUCCUUAGCCAGUUUGUUAAAAGAAAAAAUGCAGAAUGUACCAGCAAUUAUUCGAAAAAAAAAGCGAGAAACGAAGGACUACAAGCUUCGUGUAUUUGUGGGGAUGUUAUUUCUUAUAAUAGUGUUUUUGGUUGGCUACGCUUACGUCAUGUACAAUCAAAAACUUCUGGCAAAGUCAUACUUCGAUAGUAUAAAAUUCCAUAAAAAAACUCGCAGCUUCCGUCUUUUAGAUGGUAAAGGGACGAUGGACAUAUUAACAGGCGUUUUGGGAACAACUUUAAACAAUGAACAACCUUACAACUGCCUGCCUAAGGACCUAAAGGAUGAUGGUAGUGUGUGCUAUGAAUGGAAUUCAAAGGCGCGGCUGUACAUGAACCUUGUCAAGUCGCCAGGAGCCGAAAUCAAAUGUUACUCAUUUCAGUGGGAAGCUUUGAUAAGCGACUUGAAUCCGACUGAUUGUUUUGAUGCAUCUGAAGAUCGCGGAUUCUGGUUUGGUGGUGGCCUGACGAAAGGUGUUGAUUACAUUCUUGGGAAAGCUUCGUUUUCACCCGCACCAUUUGUGACGGGUGACAUAAACAUGCAUCAGUGGGGUAAUGCAUUAAAGCGAUAUUUUUUAAACUCGCGAGGAGUUGCUAUUCAAGUAGACGAAAAAACGCCUCUGUUUGUGAGCGUUAAUACUGCUGGAUCUGUUCACCGUUUGUGUCUUCAAGGGCAGAACGAUAAAUUCGCAUUUGUUAAUCGACAGACGCGGUUUCCGGAGUUAAAGUACACGAUUUGUUCAGGUCCCGACAUGAAAACGUUGCAUAAUGGGUUAAUGCAGAAAAGCCUGUGGGAUGGACUAACAGAGAGAGACAAUGAUAUCAUUAAAUCACUGCUACGGGAACCAGUUUGGCAAAUACCGGCGUCGAAGCCGGAAGAUCUAACAGAAAUGGCUAUCUAUAAUUACACGGAAAGUAUCAUUGCGCUUGGAUACUUGCGACUAGGACACGUGUUAGUAAAUGAGUUUUGGCAACGUAUUAUUGGCGAUUACCAUUUAGACUCAGAAAGGUUUCCUACGCUAGAUGAGACAGUCAACAUUCUCCAUCGUCGAGGAUUCCGGGUGUCGCUCACCAUUCAACCAUUCAUAAGCACUGAGAGUAAUAAUUUUCGAGAAGCCGUCGCCAAAAAGCUGUUAAUAUUUGAGCGCGAAUCUGAAAGAAGUAUUCCAGCGCUUACACGCUACAAGAGUGCCACUAGCGCAGGGGUGCUAGAUGUAACCAACAACGCUUCGAUUCCAUGGUUGGCUGAUCAAUUGAAAAAAAUUUCCGAAACGGUUGAGAUUGAUUCAUAUUUCAUAGACUUCGGAACGGCAUUCAAUAUUCCUCGAUAUUAUCAAUGUUCACAGACGCUUGUUAAUCCGGAUGAAUACAAAAAUUACUUUAUGGAGCGUUUUGAGAAUUCGCUGAGUAUCUUUGGCGUGUCGAGUGCAGUUUCCGUUCCUAGACCGCCAUCGUUUUUAAGUCUUCCUCCAGUCAACAGUUCAUGGAGCGGGCUGCGAAGCAUUAUCCCCACGAUGUUGUCUUAUGGCAUAAUAGGUUUUCCUUUUCUAAUGCCUGGCCCCGUUGGCGGUGACAUGGUACUGCCCACUCAACAGCUGAAGAAAAUGUAUUCAUAUUAUUCCUUCGAUCUGCCACCUCUGCCUGAUAAGGAAUUGUACAUUCGGUGGUUGCAGUUAGCCACGUUUUUGCCAGUUCUGCGUUUCACGCAUUUACCUUCGGAGUACCGGGAUGAAAUGGUAACAGCAAUUGCCAAAGAACUAGCUGAAAUACGACAACGUGUGCUGCCCCUCCUAGAACGCUUCUCAAGCAUUGCGAUGGACGAAGGUUUGCCGAUUAUUCGCCCUCUUUGGAUGCUUGAUCCGACGGAUGUGAAUUGUUUUUCGAUCAAGGAUGAAUUCUCAAUAGGCGAUGGAAUGAUUGUUGCGCCGGUACUCGAAAAAGGAGAAACUAUUCGAGAAGUAUAUUUACCGCAAGGUGUUUGGAAGGAUGGUAUUGAUGAGUCAUUACGAAAAGGAAGCCGUUGGAUUCACAACUACAACGUGCCACAAAACAAAGUAGCUUAUUUUGUUAAAAUGCCCGACAAUACCCGAUUCUAAUGCAACACACAAUACGCAAUGGUAACGAUAUAUUAUUUAUUUUAGUAAAUAAAGUGUUAUUAAAUACCA
This is a messenger RNA of Anopheles nili, 2883 nucleotides long. RefSeq names its product myogenesis-regulating glycosidase. Gene Ontology annotation, biological process: carbohydrate metabolic process. The transcript has 7 exons. Lineage: Eukaryota; Metazoa; Arthropoda; Insecta; Diptera; Culicidae. The record is from RefSeq and is a predicted model, not a curated record. Gene Ontology annotation, molecular function: hydrolase activity, hydrolyzing O-glycosyl compounds. The coding region runs from base 1 to 2814 and encodes 937 amino acids.